AUGGCGGAGGAGAUCGAAAGGCUGAAAGCUAAGAUUAAAGAGCUUGAGAUCGCGCUGGAAAAUGAGCGUAAAAGAAAGGGACCCGUGAGGGAAAAAAUUCAGGAGAUGAGCUCUGAAGUCGUGGAUAGCAAUCCAUAUAGGUAAGUUGGUUAACGUUUUGCUAAACGGUUUUUCGAUCGUGUGAGAAUUAGUUUUCGAAGCCAAAUGAAACAUUUAAGGAGCAACCCACUGUGGUUAUUAGCUUUUAAUACUGCGCUAUUGUUCGUUUUAAAUGAAUUUUUAUAUUUAAAAUCAUAGUCCCCGGUGAUCAUGGUCCCACGAAAAAAUCGGAUCGAAAGAUCACGAAAAGCGGUGAUCACAAGUAGUUGCUGCCUUCCCCUUGUGAAAGACGUGUCUUGAAAGCGCGUUAACUUACUAAGUUGUCUGUCGAUUUUCCUGCAGUAGCAUGAAAACAAAUAAUAUUUAACGCCCAGUUGACCGUUGUUAGCUUUGUUCAACAAGGUUACAAAACAUUCAAACAUUUUAUGUAAACACCGAUAUGAAAUUUCUGUUACAUAUUUUCACGUUUGUACGAUCGGGUUUGAUUCUACCAGAACUCAAGGAAACUUGAACCCUGGUGGUUUCUCUAUAUCGUUUUGCUUCAUUGGACGUGUGUUUUGGUGGCAGGAUUCUUUAGAAAGUUACGCCGGUUGUGUUCAAAGAUUAAAUACAAAUGCUUGGGGUAUCAUUGAUAUUGAAAAUUGUAGCAUCUUUGCGUAAAUCAUGAUGCAAAGAAAGGUUCAUCGUUGUUGUCUCGUAUUUUCCUGUUUAAACCAUGGCCUUUAAUUAUCAUUGUUGCCACUGUCUAGUAAUUGAUCAAAGAAAAUUGCUCUCAGAGAAUUGUGAAAAAUCAACAAGUUUUAUUGUGACAUAGAAAAAUUUACAUUUUGGAGAAAAGUCAAGAAAAACUGAAGCUCUGGAAUUAUUUUGAAGCAUCACUCUUGUGUUUUGGGGAAGUUAAUUAAUAAAUUAAAAUUUUAUAUGCCACUGAACUUUAAGAUGUCAAUAUGUCAUUGAUACCUGAUCUUAUUCUUGUCCUUUGCAAAUUUGCCUGAGUGCUUUCUUGCAGCUGUAAUGUGAAAUAAAUUUCUCAACUGUAUAUAAAUAAAAUAUGCAUGGUAUCUCUGAAGUUGAGUGAAUGCGAAACCAAAUAGUGAUGUAUGUUAAUGUUUUUUUUUUUUUAACAGUCGUUUGAUGGCCUUGAAAAGAAUGGGAAUAGUGGAUAAUUAUGAGGUAAGUUUCAGUUGGAAACAGGCAGGUAUCAUCUUGAUAUCAAGAAUUCAUAGUUUAUCGUAUAAUUUUGUAAAAUUUAUUUGAGUGGCUGGUUUGGUACUCUUAGCCUUUUAACUUUCAUGAGUGACCAAGACUGAAUUUCUCCCUAUAAUAUCAAUACAAUAUCAAGCAAAUAGGUAAUGAGAGUAAAGAAAAAUAUCAAUGAGGGCAUGAUUAGUUGGUCCAUUACCAAAUUCUCUGAACAAACAGUGAUAAUGAUAUGGUAGAUAGUAAGGAGAAUAUUAAGCAAUAUCUUGGAAGUGAAAAUAUUAAGGACAAUUUUAUAUACUUUUAGUGAUGAGUAAUGUGUGCAGAAUUGCUGGUAACUUUAUAUUAAGUUUUUUUACUGCACUGCACUUUCUUACUGGCUGAAAAUUUUUCAGGCUUUUUUUUUUUACUUCUUCAAAAGUAGUGUUCUAUACUGCAAAGAUCACUCUCAUAUUUAUUUAUUUAUUUUCAGUUCAAAUAUAUGAUAUUCGUAAUAACAUACACACUGUACUCUGAUGAGUUUGUUAUCUUCUUAAUGCAAUAUCAGAUCACUGGUAUUAAAUGAUCAUGAAGUGAUUAACUUGCAUGGUAGUCUUGUUCCUUUCCUAACCACCAGCAAUGUUUAUAUUUUUUUCUUGUUGUGGACACUAGCUGAAUAAGCAUUUUCAUUUUCUUGUAUGUUAGAAAAUCCGUGACUUUACUGUGGUAAUCGUUGGUGUUGGUGGAGUUGGAAGUGUCACAGCUGAAAUGUUAACAAGAUGUGGAAUAGGAAAGGUAUGAACUGAAGCAAUUUGCAGUGCACUUUAUUUUUAGUAGACAUACCUUGAAUCUAAAGAUAAACGCCACGAUCUGAGUGAUCUUAUAUCACUCAACCAGUCAGAUUAUUAUGUCCCUUGGUUAACUCUUUAACUCCCAGAAGUGAUUAACAUGUAACUUCUCCUUAUAAUAUCCAAACAUUAUCCAGGAAACAGGUAGUGAGAAUACUCAAACUCAUCAGGUACAAGACAUAUAUCUUGAUCAAACACCAAAUUCUAGUAACCAAUUUACAAGGAAAUGUAUAGCAGCUAGAGGGGAGAAUUGACAAUCAGAUCUUGGGAGUUAAAGGGUUAAGGAUUUCUGUACAGCAAAUUCAAAAUUGUGAUUGGUAUCAUAAUGGUACAAGCUGUGCAUGUAAAGAAUUAUUUGAUUUAUAAAACUGUGUUUCUUGUCUGUAGCUUUUACUUUUUGAUUAUGACAAAGUGGAACUUGCAAACAUGAACAGGUAAAAAAUUGACUAAUUGAAGUUAGUUUGUAGAAUCUUCCCUUGAAGUGUGCAUCAUUCUGUCUCUCUGUCUUUUAAUCAAACACUUUGUCUAUGCAUGAAUGUCUUUCUUUUGGUCUUUUCUUCAUGUGAUAUUCUGUAUGUCUUACUAUUUCUCUCUGUGUUGCCAUCUGCACUUUACACAGUCAUCAUCAUUCUCAUUAUUAUCAGUAAUUACCCACAACAUAAUCAUUAUUGAUAUUCUAUCUUAUUGAAACUUAUUUGAUUUGACCUGCAGAUGAAAAUUAAGCAAAGAAAUUAUCCUCACAGGUUGACUGCAGAUAGGAACCCUGAGUAACCAUUUAAACCUUGAGUGACUAGCAUCUAAUUUCUCCUUACAGUCAUAUACUGAAUCAUUCAUUAAGAUCAUGAGAAUAAAGAAAACUAACACCAACCUAUGAAGCUCUGAUUGUCAAACGAAUUCUCCUUGCCAGUACCAAAGGAAAUGUAUAGAGAAGAGUAUGGAGAAUAUGGAUACUGAUGUUAGGAUGUAAAAGGGUAAAAAAUAAUUAAGACUUUGACAGGAUAGGAACCCAGGCCUCCCAGAUAUUAGACAGGUACCACUACCAACUGAGUUAUGAGGCCACAUGUUUGGAGCAUGGCAAAUCUUAGAGAGGGUUCAACUUUUCUGCAGAGGAAUCUGAUCAAAAUUUUGGUUAACCCUUAAACUCCCGGAAAUGAUAAACAUGUAAUUUUUUUCCCAUAAUAUCCGCACAUUACCCUGCAAACAGGUAAUGAGAAUACUCAAACUUAUCGGGUGGAUGUUGUUAUCAUGAUCUAUUGUUAAAUUCUCCUUGUAAAUUAACAGGGAAAUGUGUAGUUCUUAGCAGGGAGAAUUAACAAUCAGGUCUAAGAAGGUCUUUCUAUUGAUGCAUGUUACAAUUUGUUUCCUGUCAGGUUAUUUUUCCGUCCUGAUCAGUCUGGAAUGAGUAAAGUUGAAGCUGCAGUGAAUACAUUGAGGUAAGUAAGCAAAAACGUAAUUAAUUGUUAUGGUGGACAUUGCUUUUGCUUUUCUGUGUGCUCUGCAAAUGUUGUUUACCACAUGAUUGGGGUUUUUUUUACAGAGACAUCAAUCCUGAUGUGGAAUUUGAAGCAUACAACUACAACAUUACAUUACUGGAAAAUUUUAAGCAUUUCCUUUGUAGAAUAAGGUAAGGGAAGUACUGAAUACUUCAGACAAUAUUAUGUGCUGUUUUACUCUUUCACUCUUAAGAUCUCAUUUAAUUUAAUUCUCCUAACCAUCUGCUAUACAACUCUUUUGAUUUUCUUUGUCCUACGCUUGUGACGAGACAAAAAAAACAUCUCUCUCUAUUUCUUUACCGCUUACCAUCUCUGACUUAUUUCUAUCUACAAACACUAUGCUAUCAACAUUGCUGAUCCCAGCAGUAUGCAGGACAUGUGUCAUAUGAAUUUUGUAAUAGACCUUGCUCACCAUGGAGUCUGUGUGGCUCAGAGGUAGAACGUAGAAUCCAAAGUUCUGAGGUUCAAUUCUUCAUGGGAACUCAGAAUUUUUUCUCUGUCCCACACUUGUGACAAGACAAAAAAAAAAUCUUUCUUUAACUCUUUUGAUGUUAGUUUGGAGAAUUUGGUAGUGGAUCAACUGAUAACCCUCAAAUUGAAAUUUGCUUCUAUUCUCCUCACUUGUCUUCUUGAAACUGAACUGAUAAUGUAAGGAGAAAUUCUGUCUUGGUUGAUAAGGAGAGUCAAAGGGUUAAUGAAAUGGAAUAAUUAUAUUGCCCAUAUGAUUACAAUCCAAAUGUACUGUGAGUAGCUAUUUUAUUUGAUUCACCUUAUAGCUCCCAAAAUCUGAUCAUCAAUUCUCUCCUCUAGCCGCUACAUGUUUCAUUGUAAAUAAGUGACAAGAAUUUAGUGUUAGAUCAAGAUAACAACUUCUAACUGAUAAGUCCAAGUAUUCUCAUUGCCAGUUUGCUGGAUAAUGAAGGGAUUUUAUAGGGAGAAGUUACAUGUGAAUCAUUUCUGGGAGUUCAAGAGGUUAGGUCCCCUUGGGCGCUUGUUAGUUAAGGUUUUGUACCUUUGAGGGUGGGCCCUCAUUUGAGGCUGGGAGCUAAUUAAAAUUUUCACCAUUUUCUGAAAGUACAGUAGUAAGUUUACUUUGCAACAAAGCACUAAGUUAUAGAUUUGAUAGAUUUAUUAAGCAAACAAAUGUACAUAGCAGUUAAUAAACUGAAUUGGGUAAUAUUUACAAUAAAUGUUACAAAAAAGUGAACAGUAUACAUGAUCCUUAAAGACUAUAAGACACUAUAAGAAAAAGUGAAGAUGCAUCAUUAGAAUAAAUCAGCUCUUUCUGCAAAGGAUUGAUUUACUGCGUCAUUUAGCUAAUUGGUUUACUUAUCCUCUUUUAGUCAUGGUGGAAAAGAUGGCCAGGCUGUAAAUCUUGUGCUAAGUUGUGUGGAUAAUUUUGAAGCUAGGAUGGCAAUAAAUACAGUAAGAUUCAUGUUAUUUGUACCAGUUGCAUUUAAAAUCCUCUGCAGCUCAACCAGGGAACUAAGGCAAUGCCUGCAACUAUGGGAGUUUGAGGGUCAAUUCCAUCUGUUUCCAGAGAUAUGUCUACUAGUGGUUUUCCAGAGAAAAGCAAUUUUUCAAAAGGAGUUGUGGUAGCCACACUACAUGUCUUAAACUACGAAAUCAACAAUAGUUUGUUUGGUCUUGGAGACCUAUAAUAUGAAAAAGACAAGUGAAACAGAUCUAUCAGUUAGGGCCCAGUUGUUCAAAGGUUGGUGAACACUAUCUAAAGGAUAAAUUGGUAUCCAGUGGAUAAGGAAUACUGUUCCAUCCACUGGAUAGUGAUUUAUCCAAUACAUAGUGUUAUCUGACCUUUGAACAACAAGGGGCCAGGAGAUGUUGGGUAUACCCAAAGGGCUCUAAGAGUAUUCCUAUCGAAAGUGUGUCCAAGUCAAUAGUGUUCUUUAGUAGUUAUUUUAUUUAUUUGGCUUAAUUUCCAAACACAUAAUAUUUUUCUUUUUUUCAGGCAUGUAAUGAAUUAAAACAACCUUGGAUAGAAUCUGGUGUCAGUGAAAACGCUGUGUCUGGUCACAUUCAGUUCAUUGCUCCUGGAAAAACAGCUUGUUUUGCAGUUAGUCUAAUUACAUUAUAUACAAGAAUGUAUAAUCAACACAGUUAUAAUUGUGUUUUAAUUACUGGAUAUCUCAUUUACUAAGCUGUGAUUGGUUUUCUACCCUGCCAUACUCUCCUUUAUGGUUCAUAAUAAAAACUGAUUAAAGAUUUUUUGCAAAAAUUUCUGUUUAUCUCUCACCAAAUGUUCUCAACUAAAGAACUGAAGGCAAAGGAAAGUUUAAUUCUUGAUUUUGUCAAAACUCGCUAAGGACUUAAUGACAUUUGGAAAUUGACUGAUCUUUCCCUCAAUUUGGGUCACUCAUGUUCCACAUGGCUACAGAUCAUUUUAGAACCUGUCAGACAUGCAGAAAAGAAAUGUAAGGGACUGGUCAUUUAAUGGGGGGGGGGGCUACAUUUUCUUCUAUAUAAUUUCCAAUGUUCUUGCCACUGAAUUACUGGUAAGUAAUGUGGCAGGCGCACCAGAAAGGUACCUGCCCUACUCUUCCUCACACUAAAUGAUGCAUCUCUAAGUUAAAUAUCCAGUUACCCUUGUUUUCAUGGUUUUUACUGUAAUUUAUAGAUCCUGACCCUUUUCCCCUCCAAUUCAUAGCCUGCAUUCUUUGUGCAUGGGUGGUAAGUCACCUGAGGGAAAGCUUGGUGUAGAAGGGUUUUACUAAAGCAAUCACUUUAUCAGUCUCAAAGUAUAAAUGCGAAGGGCAAAUUGUUGAGAAGUGUGACAAAAUUCUGGGGGUGACCUGAUAUGAACUAGCUGGCCAUCAGAGGGGAGUUGAAAUACUCCUGGUAAUUAGCUUUAGGGACAAGGCUCUCAGCUUGUUUUUUUUUUUUCCUAUAGUGUGCCCCUCCUUUGGUUGUUGCCUCUAAUAUUGACGAGAGAACACUCAAAAGAGAGGGUGUCUGUGCUGCAUCUCUUCCAACAACUAUGGGAAUUGUAGCUGGUUUUCUGGUUCAAAAUACACUCAAGUAAGUGUUUCCUACUCAAAAGGGGGUAAGUUUCUAAAGAUAGUGUGGUGCUGCAUCGGUGGGAGAGUAUAACAGGGUAAUUUAGUGUUAAAAAAUGAGUUGAAAACGUAAAUUUGCUAUCAUAAAGAGUUUAAAGGCUGACGUUUGGAGCGUUAACCCUUCGUCAGAGCGAUUGGAGGAACCAACCCUAAGCAAUUCCUUCAAUCGCUCUGACGAUGGGCUAACGCUCAAAACGUCAGCCUUUAAACUCUCUACUGUGGCCAAUUUACGUUCUCAACUCAGUUGACAAUACUAAAUUACCCUGUUUCCUACUCCAGUUAACAAUUAGAUUGUGAGCUAGAAGUUUAUAUAGCGUGUUUGUCGAAGAGAGUGAAGCUUGAAUCAAAUAUCAGUCCUACAAAAUCAAAAGUGAGUAUUGUAUUUUUUGUAGUAUAGAUCUACUAGAUUUACUAUAGAUUUAGUCAUUCAAAACUUUAUUAAACAACAACAAGAAAGACUGAAAUAUUUAUUUGAUUUGGUUUUUAACCACACGGUGGUAGGCCACUUACUUUCCUCAUUACACGUAAUUAUCACACUAAAAACAGUGAGUAAGGUAACCAAUCAGAUCGCAACCUCUUUGAUAGAACGCUAUAUUUAGAUUUAUACCAAUAAGUCUUGUUGUGGUAUAUGUGCAUUUUCAAAAUUGAUAUUCCUCUCUUUUUCUUUCUUGUAAAGACACCUGCUUGAAUUUGGUUCUGUCUCGUAUUACCUUGGCUAUAACGCCAUGCAAGACUUCUUUCCUAGCAUGGCGCUAAAACCAAAUCCCGCUUGUGAGGAAGUCGUUUGUCAGCAAAGACAAAGAGAAUACCAGGUAUUGAUUUUUUUCUGUAUGAAAAAUCUUACCCCCAGACAUUUGAACUUCUGAAGGUUGGUUCGUUCAAAUUCCUGCCUCUUGGGUCCAAAUUGUGUUGAAAUGCUCCACCCAAGUGUCAGAUGUAAUUAAGUGCCCGUGGGUUGCCGAGGAAAGGAAUUGUUGAAGCUUCGAAGUGAUGGCUGCUUUUUGAAUCAUUUUGUACUGUUAGAGUUAUUGUUAUUGCAUCGUCGGGUUUGUCGGUAUGGACUGUUACAGUACCUCUGCUAUUCCUGUUGGGUGCGGGGAGGGGUUGAUAAUUGAAGCUGCUGUAAUAAGCUUACCUUCCAACAGAAAAACACAAAACUGAUGCGUACCUAUUACUGCGCAUGCGUAACUACACGCACUAGAAGCGAGUGUAAUAUUCCCAUAAAUUGCAGGUGCUUGAUGUGUGUGAGCGUGCUGCAAUACACGCGAGCACUGUAACAUAUGAAAUAUGAUCCGGUGUCUUGAAUUUUGCAGGAAUCAGACGCAGCUAAAAAAGAAAAAGAAGAAAAAGAAAAAGCAAUUGAAGAAGAAAAAGAAGAAGUGAAACACGAGGAUAACGAGUGGGGUAGGUGUUUGAAUCGCGCAUUUUGUUUUUCAAUGAAGGUCAAUGCAUGAGCUUUUGACCUUCUCCCAUAAAAGAAGAUGUGGAUUUCGUCAUCCAGGAUGGAAAUGACUGUAUCGGUGGGCUACUUAACUCGUUAUUUAACUCGUUAUUGAACUCGCCUACAUAUACAAUAAACUCUCUUCCUCACUUGUCGCCAAACCUUUCUUAGCUGUCGCCAAACCUCUCUUAGCUGUCGCCAAACCUUUCUUCGCUGUCGCCAAACCUUUCUUAGCUGUCGCCAAACCUUUCUUAGUUGUCGCCAAACUCUCCUCACUUGUCGCCAAACCUUUCUUAACUGUCGCCAAACCUUUCUUAACUGUCGCCAAACCUUUCUUAACUGUCGCCAAACCUUUCUUAACUGUCGCCAAACUCUUCUUAGUUGUCGUAAAACUCUUUUUAAUUGUCUCCAAACCCUUCUUAGUUCUGAGGAUGUCAUUUCAUAUCAUUUCGGUUACUGUUUCCAUAUCACUUUCAUUAUCAUCGUCGUUCAGUUAUUGGUAUUCUCCGGGGCAUUAUAACUAUUAAUUCGUUUAUUUUGUUUUGGAUGUUUUCUUAUCACUGCUGCACCUGCCUUUUGUCUCAGGUAUUACUUUAGUUGAUGAAGCCAAAGAUGAUAUCGAAGAGGACGAAGCAUCCCAAAAGCUUGUAGCAGGAAUACAGUAUGCGUACUCUAAACCAAAAGUACAAAGAAAGGUACAUGUGGGUUUGAAUUGCUAUAUUUUUUAUCACUUAAUGCAGGUGGGGGGUCAUUCUUUCCGGAGUUGAUUUAUUUAUAAAAAGUUUCUUGGGGUUACCGAAUAGAAUUUUUAAGGGUUACUUGGUGGUAAUGUAAAGUCAAAUUUCUUCACAACCCUUUUUGGCUCACACCUCGGAUUAUUUGGUGCAACAUUAACUCGUGUUCUAUCAAGGGGAAAAGCGUAGAAUUUUUUGAGGGGUACUCAGUAUUUUUAAGUGGUAAUUGGUGUGUAAGAGAUUUAAUGGCCUGAUCUUAAUCACUCUGGAAUUAGGACUUAGAAUAACGAGGUCUGGGUUCGACCCCUGACUGGCCUCAAUGUGCCGUGUUUCUUGUCAAGACUGUUGUCUAACAGUGUCCCUCUCCUCCCAGGAGUAUAAAUGGGUUAUGGAAAGAAAAAUUACAGGGUCAGACGUAGUAUAUUAGCGACAGGAGGGAGGGUAGGGUGGGAGGUAAUCUUGAUCAUUGACUUCAGAUGUUCAGGAGUGAUUUGAAUAUUGGUUCCAAAUUGUUAGCAGAUAUCACAGGAGAUCAGCAGUGAAGGUCAAAUAUCAGCUGACGAUGAAUUAAGUGUGGAAGACCUGAUGAAGAAACUCAAGAGUAUAUAGGGCCAGAAUCAAACUAAAGCUUUCUAAAAAUUAACUUACACUAUGUUCACAUAAAUAUAUUAUUUAACAAGUUUGAGCGUGAUCCUUGCGGCAGUGGCAAUAGCAAAAGUCACAUAACUUUGAGUUUAUACACUUCUUCUUCAGAUGCCUUCGUCAGUUCAGUAGAAAAAUGUAGGAAAAAUUUUUUAAAAUUUAAAUUUUUGAACUUUCACCUACCAUCCGUUUUCAAUGUUGUGCUUAACUCCCUAUCGAGUAAUAUGCAUUACAGCAAUAUUCAAGUAUGUCCUCCGUUAGUGUGACAUACUUUUUGACAUGUAUUGUGUGACACCUUUUGUGAAAUGUAAUGCAACAUGCAUUGUGUGACUUGAAGCUUUUUCUGCUGUCCAGGUUUACUAAGAUUACUAAAACGAAUGUUACAUCUCAUUCUUAAGACAAGUCGCUUCCUUGUUUGCCAUUAAUAUUUUUAACUUAAAUUUAGUUUGUAUGGCAUGCCUUGCGUUAUCGGAACCAGUUGGAAAAUGUUGUGUCCUCCUAUCUAAGAAGUUGUCCAUUGUCAAAUACCUCGAUACUUAAGCAAGACUGAAUUCUGGAACAUGUUAAAUUAAAGGAUAGAUCAAUAGAGACGAGAGUAGCAAGGAAGGUUUUAAAAGCCUUUUUUUAAUAUUCGACGCUAUUAUUUAUAACAAAUUAAACUAUUUUAUGUUCUUGAUGAUCAGUUUACUUAUGUGUCUAAUACCCCAUUCACACCAAAGCUUAAGAAUGUUUUAGAGUUGUUUUGUUAAACACAAUUUACUUUUUUUCUUCGUACAAACUACUUAACCUAAAUUUUUUACUUAAAUUUAGUACAGUGGAAAUGAAAGUUAGCAAGUACUUGAAUCCUAUGGAAAAUUAAGUUUUUCAGUUCUCUGUUUAUGAUUUUCAUCCAGUAAAAACCAGUUUAACAGAAUAUGUUUUGCUGGUGUGAAUAGGGUAUAAGAUGUAAAGGUAGUUCAAUGCAAUAAAAACGGAAGUUUU
Pocillopora meandrina is the source of this 10491-nucleotide messenger RNA. Lineage: Eukaryota; Metazoa; Cnidaria; Anthozoa; Scleractinia; Pocilloporidae. The record is from the annotation of a GenBank genome assembly.